Nannospalax galili (Upper Galilee mountains blind mole rat) is the source of this 2152-nucleotide messenger RNA. RefSeq names its product protein phosphatase 1 regulatory subunit 8 (gene Ppp1r8). Bases 96 to 1151 code for a protein of 351 amino acids. Lineage: Eukaryota; Metazoa; Chordata; Mammalia; Rodentia; Spalacidae. Gene Ontology annotation, cellular component: nuclear speck. The transcript is spliced from 7 exons. The record is from RefSeq and is a predicted model, not a curated record. Gene Ontology annotation, molecular function: mRNA binding; protein serine/threonine phosphatase inhibitor activity; protein binding.
GCCCGCGCAGGCUGCCGGGAUGCCACCUCUCCCCUCACUUCCAUCCAGUUUCCCGGCGUGCUUCGGGCCCGCCAAAUGGGAGGGGGAGAAGCAAGAUGGCGGCAGCCGCGAACUCCGGCUCCAGCCUCCCGCUGUUCGACUGCCCGACCUGGGCAGGUAAACCCCCACCUGGUUUACAUCUGGAUGUAGUCAAAGGAGACAAACUAAUUGAGAAACUGAUUAUUGAUGAGAAGAAGUAUUACUUAUUUGGGAGAAACCCUGAUUUGUGUGACUUUACCAUUGAUCAUCAGUCUUGCUCUCGAGUCCACGCUGCACUGGUUUACCACAAGCAUCUGAAGAGAGUUUUCCUGAUAGAUCUCAACAGUACACAUGGCACUUUCUUGGGUCACAUUCGGUUGGAACCUCACAAGCCUCAGCAAAUUCCCAUCGAUUCCACGGUCUCGUUUGGUGCAUCCACAAGGGCAUACACUCUGCGUGAGAAGCCUCAGACAUUGCCAUCAGCUGUGAAAGGAGAUGAGAAGAUGGGUGGAGAAGAUGAUGAGCUCAAGGGCUUACUGGGGCUUCCAGAGGAGGAGACUGAGCUUGAUAACCUGACAGAGUUCAACACUGCCCAUAACAAGCGGAUUUCAACCCUUACUAUUGAGGAGGGAAAUCUGGACAUUCAGAGACCAAAGAGGAAGAGAAAGAAUUCACGAGUGACUUUCAGUGAGGAUGAUGAGAUCAUCAACCCAGAGGAUGUGGAUCCCUCAGUUGGUCGCUUCCGGAACAUGGUGCAAACUGCAGUGGUUCCAGUCAAGAAGAAGCGGAUGGAGGGCCCUGGCUCCCUGGGCCUGGAGGAGUCAGGGAGCAGGCGCAUGCAGAACUUUGCCUUCAGUGGAGGACUCUAUGGGGGCCUGCCUCCCACACACAAUGAAGCAGGCUCCCAGCCACAUGGCAUCCACGGGACAGCACUCAUCGGUGGCUUGCCUAUGCCAUACCCAAACCUUGCCCCUGACGUGGACUUGACUCCUGUUGUGCCAUCAGCAGUGAACAUGAACCCCACACCAAACCCUGCAGUCUAUAACCCUGAAGCUGUAAAUGAACCCAAGAAGAAGAAAUAUGCAAAAGAGGCCUGGCCGGGCAAGAAACCCACACCUUCCUUACUGAUUUGAUAUUUUUGGUCAUGGAGAGGGUGGGACUGGGUGGGAAUGGGUGGAUGGGUGACAAGGGGAGCAUAUGAACUAGGGAGAAAACUUUCCAUGUGUGCAGUAUCGUCUUUCAGAAAGUCUCCUAGGAUCCUAACCAUGUAAUAUUGAGACUAGGGUGGGGCUGAACUAUUCUGUGAAGACCUGUCUUCAGAACACUGUCAGUGCAGAGAUAAGCCUUCCUGGGCCUUUGAAGUAGACUACCCUGCUCUCUCCCAUCACCUCCUCUUCCCUCUCUUUAGGAUCAUUUUCAUGUGAAGUCACACCUGGUGGAGUCCAAAGCUAUGGAGGUGGCACUAGCCUCACAGUCUGGGGUCGAGCAACCUCAAUUGUAGUCACUACCCUUGCAAGUCCCAGGUAGCAAGAUGAUUGCUGUGGAUCUCAGGUUGAUUAGCAUUCUUCAUUUAAGCUCAGGUGUUUCCUUGAGUCUGGUUUUGAGGUCCAAUAAGGCUUUUCUCUUCUGUCCCUUCUUUGGAGUGAGAUCAUUUUGAUUUCCCUUGGUCUGUGACUAGUGUAAUAGGCACAGGUUUAUGGUUUUUACAGUAUGGUUUAAACUAUUUUUCUCAUCCAUACUGAACACUCCACUUGUCUAAUUUUCAUUUAAUUCCAGAGUGCUGUCCUCUCCUCCCCGAGGUGUCACUUUUCUUUUUUGAGUGUGUUAUAAGGGAACUAUGACCAGUUAGGGCAAUUCAAAUGAAACACGAGCAGCCUGUACUUUGCAAAGACUGGAUUUCUUUAAGAGGAUAUGUUCAGCUGUUGGUUUGGAGGCUCUUCCCCGCCCCCUCAGUUGAGAGUUCUGGUUUCUUCAGAGCUCCAUACUAGACCUGGCUAACACAGGAGACAGAUAGGAACCAUUGAGCUUUGUACAGAUUUGUACAUUUGUGUAAUAGGCCUUUUCAUGCUUUAUGUGUAGCUUUUUACCUGUAACCUUUAUUACAUUGUAAAUUAAAUGUAACUUUUUUGUCAUU